AUGGCGAACACAGCGACCAUGGUUCCCAACCGCAAGCCGCGACAGAAAGAGAGCAAAGGAGUCCCAGCGCUGACAAAGAACGAGGUGAUCCACAUCACUUCCGCGGAGGCUGAGCUCGCGCCGUUCCAGGACGAGAAGCUGGAGAUCUACUGCCGAGAGCAUGACGACAUUGCUGCAUCUUUUGCAGAAGCCAGAGAGGGCCGUGGCAUACUGGCAAAGCUGUAUGACCAACGGAACAAGGAGAUUCUGGACCGCUUGGUGGCCAUGCGGGCAAAGUCUGACAGAGAAGCCAAGCUGAACCUCGACCAGCUCAAGGACUUCUGCAAGGAAUUUGUGGACACCGUUUCCGAACGGAAAAGAACCUGGAAGCAAAAGUUUGCCGAUGACAAGAGCGAGCUCACAACACGCUCCACAAAGAUGGGUGAGACGAUUACUGCCUUGGAUGCAGCUAUCGUGCAGGAGCAUGAGGACUGCCUGGCUCACGCAGCUGCUGAAACGGAACCUUUGCUGGCCGCGUUGAGGAAGCACAACGAUUUCCUAGCUGAGCAGGUGGCCGAGAGAUCCGAAGAGCACGAUCGGUUCAUGGGUGACAUGCAAAGUCGCUUCAACUCUUUGAGGAGAAAAUUGGCGGAGGAACGGGAGGCCCGCCGCGACAAGGGCCACGACAUGCGGCAGCGUUCCGAAGAUCGGUUCAGCUCGCUAGACAGCAGGAUCAAGCAGAAGGAGCCCGAGGUGCUGAAGCGCCUGGAGGAUGUGAGGGCGAGGAUGACCAUGGAGCUCCAGAUGCGGUCAACAAGCCAAGAAAGCAUGGUCCAGGACAUGAUGCGCUUCAUGGCCCACUUCGAGAAGAGCAUCUCGGAGUCCGGACAGCGCCAAGAGAAGACGAAGGCCCACUUGCACUCAAUGAAGAUGAAGCUCAGAGAGGAGGAGUAG
Messenger RNA from Symbiodinium natans, 933 nucleotides. The record is from the annotation of a GenBank genome assembly. Lineage: Eukaryota; Dinophyceae; Suessiales; Symbiodiniaceae.